UUUUCAUAAUAUUCAGACUAUCCUGUUCUGAUCUAUAUUGUAUUAAUCUAAUUUGAGUGGGGUAACUUUCAGGGAAUGAAUGGCGAGCAGUGAGUCUCAGCUUCUGCGCCGCCACUUCGAUUAUGGCGGUGCUCCGGUGGCACCGGUUUUUAGAAGGAGUUUGAGGUUCCCGUUUUGGAAUUCAGUGCAUGCUAAUACCGAUCCUAAUCCAAAGAAUCAUCCAAGUCUAAGAGUGAAGAUUCAAGCGCAAGCAGAUACGAUGAUGAAGCCCGUUUCUGAUAACAAAAUCCCACAUGUGCUAACUGUUGCUGGGUCUGAUUCUGGGGGUGGUGCUGGAAUCCAAGCUGAUCUCAAGGCUUGUGCUGCACGCCGGGUUUACUGUUCCACUGUCAUUACUGCUGUCACUGCACAGAACACUGUUGGGGUUCAGGGUGUGAACAUUGUACCUGAGGAUUUUGUGGCAGAGCAGUUGCAGUCUGUGCUUUCUGAUAUGCAUGUUGAUGUGGUCAAGACAGGCAUGCUUCCUUCUCUUAAUAUAGUUAAGGUUCUCUGUCAGAUCCUUAGGAAAUUUCCAGUCAAAGCUCUCGUGGUUGAUCCUGUCAUGAAAUCUUCCAGUGGGGAUGUACUUGCUGGUUCUUCUGUUUUGACUGGAUUUCUGGAGGAGCUGCUUCCCAUGACUGACAUUGUAACCCCAAAUAUAAAAGAGGCAUCAGUUUUACUUGGAAAUGUGCCGCUGAAAUCAGUUUCUGACAUGCGUACUGCUGCCAAACUGAUACAUGAUAUGGGCCCUAGGAAUGUACUCGUCAAGGGUGGUGACCUCCCUAAUUCAUUAGAUUCUGUUGAUGUAUUCUUUGAUGGUGAUGAGUUCUACGAGCUUUGUUCACCACGUAUAAAUACCCGCAAUAGUCAUGGUACUGGUUGUACCUUGGCGUCAUGCAUAGCAGCAGAGCUGGCAAAAGGUUCUUCAAUGCUUUCUGCAGUUAAGACAGCCAAACAUUUUAUUGAUGCUGCCUUGGAUUAUAGUAGAGACCUGGCAAUUGGAAAUGGAGUUCAAGGACCUUUUGACCAUUUUUUUGAACUUAAGAAUAUCAAUCACAGUUCUUGGAGGCAGAAUAUGUUCAACCCAAAUGACUUGCUUUUAUAUGCUGUAACGGAUUCAGGUAUGAAUAUGAAGUGGGGCCGUUCUAUUGCUGAAGCUGUUAAGGCUGCUGUAGAAGGAGGUGCUACCAUUGUUCAAUUAAGGGAAAAGGAUGCUGAGACACGGGAUUUUCUUGAUGCUUCCAAAGUAUGCCUUGAAAUAUGCCGUUCCUAUGGAGUACCAUUACUGAUAAAUGAUCGUUUAGAUGUGGUACUUGCCUGUGAUGCUGAUGGUGUUCAUGUUGGUCAGUCUGACAUGCCAGUACGUCUUGCAAGAAGCCUACUUGGUCCUGAAAAGAUAAUUGGUGUGUCAUGCAAGACGCCUGAGCAGGCCCACCAAGCAUGGAUUGAUGGGGCUGAUUACAUUGGUUGUGGUGGUGUAUAUCCCACUAAUACAAAAGCAAAUAACCGUACUAUAGGCUUAGAAGGCUUGAAGAAAGUAUGUGAGGCCUCUAAACUGCCUGUGGUAGCAAUUGGUGGCAUUGGUCUGUCAAAUGCACGUGCGGUCAUGGAAAUUGGUGAACCAAAUCUGAAAGGGGUUGCUGUUGUGUCUUCUCUGUUUGACAGGGAAUGCAUCUUGACUGAUACAAGAAACUUGCACGCCUUAUUAAGUGAGCCAGCAUUAUUGAUACAAUGAAUAUGCCCCCAAAUGUGGGAGCAAUUUUGUUUAGCUCUCGUAAGGGAGUGAUACAACAGUUGGUUUGCUUUUCAGCUAGGAUGGAAAUAUGCGACUGCUGAUUCUUUAUGCAACAUGCUAAACUUAGAAAAUUCAAAUAAGGGAAUUUAUGCGAUGCUAAACAAUCGUGGGUGGCAGGACAACGUUUUUGGAGGUUCAUUCAUUUGCCUUUAUU
Molecule: messenger RNA, 1988 nt
Organism: Vigna angularis (adzuki bean)
Lineage: Eukaryota; Viridiplantae; Streptophyta; Magnoliopsida; Fabales; Fabaceae
Product: thiamine biosynthetic bifunctional enzyme TH1, chloroplastic
Exons: 10
Coding region: 80-1774 (564 amino acids)
Biological process (GO): thiamine biosynthetic process
Cellular component (GO): chloroplast
Molecular function (GO): phosphomethylpyrimidine kinase activity; thiamine-phosphate diphosphorylase activity; hydroxymethylpyrimidine kinase activity
Source: RefSeq, a predicted model, not a curated record